AUGAGCUCUGCUGUUUGGGAGUUACCCAACUUGAAAGAACUCGAUCUAGGAGGAAAUUACUUUUCAUGCUUAAGUUUUGGUCUCAUGCGAAUUCCUCGGCUCAAAUUUCUCGAUGUGUCAUCUUGCACAUGCCUUGUAAAAUUAUCAGAGCUCCCAUCAAGCAUAGCUGUUCUUAAAGCAAAUGAUUGCAAGUCACUUAAAACUUUUGGAGAUACUUAUAACUGUAAAUGGUUGUGGAAAGUCUCGCUUUUUGGGGCCCACGAAGUAGGUUUAGCUGCUGGUUCCAUGUUGCUAGAUUAUGUGCUUAAGGAUUUUGAUGAAGAACUAGGGUAUGGUUCUGACAAAGAACUGGAGCAGGAAUCCAAUGAAGAACUGGACCCAGAAUAUGUGACACAUGUAGGAUAUGUUUCCUUUAGUUCAUUGAGGCACAUUAUAUCCUUGAAUUCAACUUACAAUGUGAUCACGAUUUCGGUAGAUCAAUUUGAUUUCAAUCUUAUAGAGACAACUAGAAAUAGAAUAGGAGCUAAACUCAUUCCUAGGAAAAAUAUAGAUGAUCUGGUGCAAACAACAAAAGAAGAAACAGGAAACUCAGAAUUUUGGGAUGAGGAAGUUGGCCUUACAUCGACAAUUACCAUUGAACCUGAUUCAUCAAUCAAGAUUGUAUUGUUGACCUGA
Molecule: messenger RNA, 675 nt
Organism: Lactuca saligna
Lineage: Eukaryota; Viridiplantae; Streptophyta; Magnoliopsida; Asterales; Asteraceae
Source: the annotation of a GenBank genome assembly